Molecule: messenger RNA, 1367 nt
Organism: Xiphophorus maculatus (southern platyfish)
Lineage: Eukaryota; Metazoa; Chordata; Actinopteri; Cyprinodontiformes; Poeciliidae
Product: cystatin-like
Exons: 5
Coding region: 165-602 (145 amino acids)
Molecular function (GO): cysteine-type endopeptidase inhibitor activity
Source: RefSeq, a predicted model, not a curated record
AACAUAAUAAAGUCUGAAUGCUGACACACACACAUUCACUCAGAGAACACAGAAGCCGUUUCACUCUUCCUCUGCUCCAUUUUCCCCCAUCUGAAGAAACACCUAUAAGUAUCUUGGGAAGUUCUUGGGAUCGUCUGUAGCUGACAAGUUGUUGGAAAGCAAAUAUGUCUCUGCCAUUGUCCUUGCUGAUAUGUCUGUCAGUCUUCCAGCUGUGUUUGGGAGCUCAGCCUGUGGAGGAAGUCAUUACACAAAAAAAAGUGCAUCUUUUAGGGGCUUGGACAGAAAGACUUCCUGAGUCGAAAGAUGUUCAGAAGGCGGCUCAAUAUGCUGUAGAAAUGUUCAACAAAAAUUCAAAGGACGAGGUGUUGUUCAAGCUGGUCUCAAUUAACAGUGCUAAGUCCCAGGUAACCAAUAGGAUCAACUUUAAAAUCGACGCAAUCCUCGGAAGAACCAAAUGUCCUAUGAUGGAAAACCUUGACUUGAAAAGCUGCAUUUUGGAUGAAGAGCAACUACAGUGCCAGUUUGUUGUGACUUUAGACCCCGGCAACGAGGAACAUGAGCUGAAAACCAAGAAAUGCCAUGAAGUUGCAAAGAAGGCUUAAUUCUUUUUUACAGUGUCAAGAUAACCUGAGAUCAUCCCAUUAUUUCCAUGCUGGAGAUUUUAGGUUAACAGUCACAAUACAUUAAGUUACAUUUAUAAUUAAUUACACAAAGUAGCAUCUAUAACUAGGGGUAAAAUCAAACUUCAAUAAAAUCAGUGAGGUUUGUGUGUUUCCUUUGUGUCAUUCAAACUUUACUUUUAAAUUAUAUUUCCGUUUGUAUUUAAUCAAAAGAAAUCAUAGUCAGGCAGAGAGAGAGAGAUAGUUGCCACGCCAUGACACAGGAACAGCAGGCUUUCUGAUAAGAUGAAGAAAGUCUCCAGCCUGAAGAUUUAUAAAAACAAAUGAGACUAUUCCUUAUUUCAAUGUGUAACAUAGUUAAAAUGAUUCAGGUUAAAUCCUGAUAAAAUGCACCAUCUGCUGGUUAAACGGGGUAUUGCAUUCACCCUAGAAAGAGCGGGGUAUUACGGGUAAUCCUCAGAGCCAUGAGGAUCACUGUCGAGGUAACGUGUCUCUGCGAUGUGAUAAAGAAAUAUUAUUUAUAAAAUAUGUGUAUGGUUUUCGUUUUUGCAUAUUAUUGAAAUAUGCUUAAUUCAUGUUAUGCUAGCUUUGCUAUUAUAUUGUUUUUGUUGCGUUAUAGACAUGUUUAGUUCGUGUGAAAGUGUGGCGGGAUUUUCCCACGCGGUAACAUUAUGGCUCCUCCUUGCAGGAGUCUUUCAUGCCAGAGACUGACUUUACCUCGGUGCCCAUGUGUGAAAUGCAGGUAUG